Molecule: messenger RNA, 1998 nt
Organism: Truncatella angustata
Lineage: Eukaryota; Fungi; Ascomycota; Sordariomycetes; Amphisphaeriales; Sporocadaceae
Exons: 2
Coding region: 1-1998 (665 amino acids)
Biological process (GO): regulation of transcription by RNA polymerase II
Molecular function (GO): DNA-binding transcription factor activity, RNA polymerase II-specific; RNA polymerase II transcription regulatory region sequence-specific DNA binding
Source: RefSeq, a predicted model, not a curated record
AUGCUUGUUACCAGGCAACCUGAUACGGAGUCAAGCCAUUGGUCCAGCAAGUACCAGACCUUACUGCACAAGCCCACAAGCCCACGAAUGUCGAACUUUGAGGGCCCGCUGUCAUCACAGCCCGAGUGGCAGGGCCAUUACUCGUACCUCCCUCCUGGUGAGCCCAACAUCUUUGGUCAACCAUUCCAGCAGACUAGCAAUACUGCUGCACUGCCUCGCCCAUCCAGUACUACCAACACUGUGGAUGAGCAAGCAGGUCGGUCUGGACCGGCUACGGCAAGCUCUCCAUCGGCCCACGCUGAGUCUCAAGGUCGCCGGGCGCCGAAACUUGAAUCGCCUGUCAACGACGCGACGGAAACACGAGUUGCGAUAAACGGCAUCAAAGCCGAGAAUGUACAGGAGGAAGCAUCCGUGAUAGCUACUCCUAUCGAGCCAACAAGUUUGAACGCUCAGAGCUCUAGUUCCUCAACGGGACACGCUCGGGACAAUACCCAAGCGCAGAGUGGAAAUGAUGAUACGAUUCUAAGCAAGGACGAAGAUGACGAAAUCGUUGAUGACGAUGACAUGUUGGAUGUCGAAGGUGAUGGUGAUGGCGAGACGGGUAGGCCAAUGACAGCGGCAGAGCGCACAGCCGCCAGAAGAAAGAUGAAGCGUUUCCGCUUGACUCAUCAGCAGACCCGCUUUCUGAUGAGCGAGUUUGCAAAGCAGCCCCAUCCAGAUGCAGCGCAUCGCGAACGGUUGUCGAGAGAGAUUCCUGGACUUAGUCCGAGACAGGUGCAGGUUUGGUUCCAGAACAGACGUGCGAAGAUAAAGCGUCUUACAGCUGACGACCGGGACCGCAUGAUCAAGAUGCGCGCUGUCCCUGAUGACUUUGAUAACGUCCAGGCUCUUCACUCUCCCUAUGGUGCAGUGCACACUAUCAACACUCCUAUGACCCCUCCCGUAGACUUUGGUGCACAGUCAUACGCGGAGCAUAUGAUGCGGCCAUUGAUGCUGGAUACCAUUAGAAGGAAUGACGGAGACGCCAAUAUGUCUCCCACUGGAAUGAGCUCGUCCUACGGCAGCAUGGGGUAUGCACCUUCUGGGGCCAUGAGCACGCCGGACAUGCUGUCGCCCAUGUCGGCUACAUCCAAUGACCGUGGUUAUUAUUCUAGCCACUUGGCUAGCCCAUUGAGCAGUGGUCCUAGGACAUCGAACCCCUUUGCGCGACAGAGCAGCCUUGACACUGGUUUACACAUGCAGUCAAGGCAACAAAUCCGGCCGUUGCAGCCACUGCAGCUUAGGGAGACUAUGUCGAGAUCCAGGUCGGACAACCUUCAAUCGCCUCUUCGAUCAAGCAUGUCCUGGAAGGGCGACAAUCUUGACUAUGGCUACCAAAAUAACAAUACAAGCCAGUCGGUUUACCAUGAACAAGCUAGUUCGAGCUCAUAUGAGUCUGGAUCUUAUUCUGCUGGAGCAAUCCAAUCUUCGCCCACACACAUCAACUACUCUAGUUUGCCGGCGACCCUCCAGCACCCUCCGCAAAAUUCUCGUCUUCGAGCUGCCACAGCCACGCUUCCGCUUAAUCUAGAUCUACGAACGCAACAAUAUCGAUCGGUAUCAUCGGCCCACAACAUACACGGUGCUGGACCAGCAACACCGAGGGCUACCUCGGCCGCUCCAUACUCUACGGCAUACACAUCUAGCUUCCCUUCCGCACCAUUGACGGCUCCAAUUGACUUUGCGCAGCCCAGAACGCCUGGUAUCAGAGGUGUUCAGGAGUACUCCAUACCUCAGAUGAGCGCACCGAUUGCUCCGCCGCAUGAUUUCUCCCGUGCCCUUCACGGGCAUAUUGCUAGUCACAGCACGAGAACUCCCAUGAGAGAUUCUUUUGGUCACUCGUCUCACGGCCAAAACUCGGAGAGGUCAGACGAGUAUGCUCGCGACAGCUAUGGAAUGCAGCGAAAGCGCAGUUUCAGUGGUGGCCCAAACCCUCAAGCUUACCCUCACACAUCCUAA